CUCUUUUCACCGCGCUCUCUAAAAACAAUAUUUUGCUUUCUAUCAUUUUUUUCACACACCCACACACACCUUAACAAAUCCUCUUCUCUUCAAGCACAUUAUCAACAAUGGUCUCUCGCACUUUCUGGGUCGGUGGUAACUGGAAGAUGAACGGCUCCGUCGCCGCCAUCAAGGACCUCGCCACCACUUUCAACGCCGGCAGCUCGCCCUCAGACGUCGAGGUUGUCAUCGGCGCCCCCUUUGUCUACGUGCACCUCCUCUCCGAAUCCCUGCGCAAGGACUGGGCUGUCGCCGGCGAGAACUGCUAUGUGGAGUCCAGCGGCGCCUACACUGGCGAGAUCAGCCCCGAGAUGCUCAAGGAUGUCGGAGCCCAGUGGGUCAUCCUCGGCCACUCCGAGCGCCGCAGCAUCCUCGGCGAGUCCGACGAUUUUACCGCGCAAAAGUGCGUCAAGGCCCUGGCUGCCGGCCUCAAGGUCGCCUUGUGUGUUGGCGAGCUUCUCGAGGAGCGUGAGGCUGGAAUCACCCAGCAGGUUGUCGAGCGCCAGCUGGAUGCCGUCAUCAAGGUGCUCAAGGAGGAGGACUGGGCUAACGUUGUCAUUGCCUACGAGCCCGUCUGGGCCAUUGGUACCGGCAAGGUCGCUACGCCCGACCAGGCCCAGGAGACCCAUGCUGCCAUCCGCGAGUACCUGAAGAAGGCUAUUUCGCCCAAGGUCGCCGAGGAGACCCGUAUUGCAUACGGUGGCUCGGUCAACGGCAAGAACUGCAAGGAGGCCGCCCAGAAGCCCGACGUCGAUGGUUUCCUCGUCGGCGGUGCCUCGCUCAAGCCCGAGUUCCUUGAUAUCGUCAAUGCCACCCAGUAAUUUUAAAUAAUUUUCCCAUUACCUUUUUCUAUACUUGCAGUCUUUUGACUGGGAAGAAAAAUAAAUAUUAUCUUUAAAAUAAAAAGCA
Messenger RNA from Kickxella alabastrina, 948 nucleotides. Its product is annotated as Triosephosphate isomerase. The transcript has a single exon. Gene Ontology annotation, biological process: gluconeogenesis; glyceraldehyde-3-phosphate biosynthetic process; glycolytic process. Bases 108 to 860 code for a protein of 250 amino acids. Lineage: Eukaryota; Fungi; Kickxellomycota; Kickxellomycetes; Kickxellales; Kickxellaceae. Gene Ontology annotation, molecular function: triose-phosphate isomerase activity. Gene Ontology annotation, cellular component: cytosol. The record is from RefSeq and is a predicted model, not a curated record.